AUGGCGGCCUCUUCGCAGCACAGGAUGAAUACAUAUGGUGGUGGUGGCAGCAUGAACGAUUACGCCGACAGAAAUCCCCAGCACAACCUCUCAAUACGGCCGGGUUCGACGUCGCGGCCCUCGGGACGUUUUGCUCCUCCAGCGCAACCACCAAAUCACUCAGAUCCGUGGGAGCAGAUUAGCGACGAGCACAGGAGCGAGAUCAACGAUUGUUUCUCAUUAUUUGAUAUGAACAAGGACGAUACCCUAGACUUCAGCGAAUUUCGCUACGCCCUCCAAGCGCUCGGGUUCAGCAACAUACCACGGAGCGAAUUAAUAUCCGCGUUCAAGUCCGCUGCACACCCAAAGCCCCAAUGGACGCCUCUUCCCGCCAUACCGAACCAGCCACCGCCGAGCCAAUCCCCGGGCGUUGUCGACCUGCGUCUGAGCAGAGAAGGUUUUCAGUCUAUAGCCGCGAAAUAUGUCGCCGCGCGAGACCCGCGAGAAGAACUCCUCAAAACAUUCAGUCUGUUCGACAAAGGAGGCAAGGGCGUCAUCACGAUUGAAGAUCUGCGAACAGUGGUCAAGGAGCUUGGCGAGGACGUGCCUGACAACGAGCUGAGGAGCAUGGUGGAACAAUUUGAUGUGGAGGACAAGGGCGGCGUGUCAAGGGAAGAGUUUCUCGGCAUCUUCCUGGACAGGUGA
Messenger RNA from Microdochium trichocladiopsis, 684 nucleotides. RefSeq lists its product as uncharacterized. Lineage: Eukaryota; Fungi; Ascomycota; Sordariomycetes; Xylariales; Microdochiaceae. The coding region runs from base 1 to 684 and encodes 227 amino acids. The transcript is spliced from 2 exons. The record is from RefSeq and is a predicted model, not a curated record. Gene Ontology annotation, molecular function: microtubule binding; calcium ion binding. Gene Ontology annotation, biological process: spindle pole body duplication. Gene Ontology annotation, cellular component: mitotic spindle pole body; half bridge of spindle pole body.